AUGGCCGCAGACGAACUUAUCGACGGACAUGUCUCCGUAAAACAAUGCCAAAAGGCCAUCGAAGCCCUACAUUCGUAUGAAACCAAAAGACAGCAAAAACUCGAAGAAGAAGAGCUGAUUCCAGGGAAAGAGCCCAACAUCUGGUUGAACAUAACCGUCAAGAAAAUCCCUCCUGGCCACAGAAUAAAACCUGUAAAAGUACCUGUGGUACACCCUCUGGUCGACCCCAGGACGUCCCCGAUCUGCCUCAUUACAAAAGAUCCUCAACGAGAGUACAAGGACCUCCUCGAAAGUCAUAACAUCAAGUUCAUCUCACGGGUGGUUGGAAUCGAGAAGUUGAAGGGGAAAUUCAGGCCUUAUGAGGCCAGGAGAGCGCUGUUAAAAGAGAAUGGCAUGUUCCUCGCCGACGAACGAGUGGUUCCUCUGUUGCCAAAGUUGCUGGGGAAGAAGUGGUUCGAGGCUAAAAAGCAACCCAUUCCGGUCUGCCUUACCCGUAAAGACUUGAAAGGCGAACUCGAACGUUCCAUCUCGUCUACCUACAUGAAUCAAAACCAAGGAACUUGCACAUCCGUCAAGGUCGCGAAUCUCUCUCACAAACCCGCCCAUGUACUCGCCAAUCUCCAAAAGGCUCUGCCCACUAUUGUCGCCAACAUCAAGGAUGGCUGGGAGAACAUCCAAAGCCUUCACAUCAAAACCAAUUACAGCGUCAGUUUGCCGAUAUGGACGUGUUCCUUGGAUGCAUCAGGGGAGGGGCGUUGGCACGAUCUCGAGGCUGAAGCCGUCAGUGAAAACGAGGGCCCCGAUGAUAGCAAUGAUUCCGAGGUGGAGAACGCCGGAGCUGUGAAGACGAAGAACGGAAGGAAGAGGGAGUCGAGUUCGGAUGAUCAGUCGGAGGAUGGCCCUAGGAAACGAGUGAAGAAAACGAAGGACACGCCUUCGAGGACAGCCAAAUCGACCAAUGCCGAAACCGCAGUCACCCAGUCCGCAAAGGCGAUGUCCAAACCCUCCACCAAAAAAGCCAAAACGGGCGCCGCCGACUCGGGAGAGAAAUCCAAGCAGAAAACGGCCUCAAGCUCCAAAUCCACGAAGGAUGGCCCCCAACCCACAGAAUCCGCUGCUCCCUCGACCAAGAAAACCAAGACUCCUGCCUCUGCGAAGCCCGCCCCCACAGUUAAGGCAAGUGUCAAAUCGGCCAAACCAUCGCAACCGCCUACAACCACACAACCGGAGGAUCUGAAGUCGAAACGGGAGGUCAAAUCUAUUGAGAAGAAAAAGGAGAAGAUUAUCAAACAGAAGGGUGGCAAGACUGCGAAGAGUUCGCUGCUUGGCAAGAAAGCUGCUCAGAAUUGA
Coprinopsis cinerea okayama7#130 is the source of this 1350-nucleotide messenger RNA. RefSeq lists its product as hypothetical. The coding region runs from base 1 to 1350 and encodes 449 amino acids. The record is from RefSeq and is a predicted model, not a curated record. The transcript has 4 exons. Lineage: Eukaryota; Fungi; Basidiomycota; Agaricomycetes; Agaricales; Psathyrellaceae.